CCACAUCCACAAAUCAGUCCAAAACGAUUCGCCGCGGCAUAAAGUAAACGAUCGCGUUGGGUGCGCACUUCGUCGCCUAACCAAUACGCACAUGGUAUUUCUUGUACGGCAGCUACGCUGAAUGAAACACACAUUUGCUAAUUCGCAACACGUUCGCGUAACGCAUGGUUGACCUAACUAGACAAGAGGUUACAAACCGGAAACCGUAGGCAGUGCGUCAAGGCUAACUAGCGCGAGCGCGUUUAUACAAUAAAUUAAGAAUCAACUAUCUACUAUCAACAGGUACAGAGCCGAGUUGAACUAGUAGUAGUGGACAUUGAACAUGGCAACAGCUGAGAACGGUGGAGGCGCGGCAGGUGGAUGCGCCGUGGAUUUGCAAUCAACAGAGGCGGACGGCGGCGUUUUGGCAGUGGAUUUGGCAAAGGUUGAGCAAGAGCAGACGGCGACGAACGCAUUGGACGCUGCAGAGCCAGCAACUGGUUUGACACAUGAAUGUGGAGUUUUUGGUGCCAUUGCCUGUGGCGAUUGGCCAACACAAAUUGAUGUGGCACACGUAAUUUGUUUGGGUUUGGUAGCGUUACAACAUCGUGGCCAAGAAUCGGCUGGCAUUGUGACAAGCGAGGGCAAAUGCUCCAAGAAUUUUAAUACACACAAGGGUAUGGGCAUGAUUAGUACGCUGUUCAAUGACGAGUCUAUGAAGAAACUCAAGGGCAAUCUCGGCAUCGGCCAUACACGCUACUCCACCUCGGCCGCCUCGGAGGUUGUCAAUUGUCAACCUUUUGUUGUACACACACUACACGGCGCCAUUGCGGUGGCGCAUAAUGGCGAGCUAGUUAACUCUGAAUCGCUACGACGUGAUUUACUUAGCCGCGGCGUCGGCCUAUCCACUCACAGUGAUAGCGAAUUGAUCGGACAAUCGCUAUGCUUGUGCCCCGAAGGUGUCUCCGAGUUGGAGGGACCAGACUGGCCGGCGCGCAUACGUCAUUUUAUGCAAUUGGCGCCACUCUCAUACUCACUUGUGAUGAUGUUCAAAGAUAAGAUUUAUGCGGCGCGUGACCCAUACGGCAAUCGGCCGCUUUGCCUUGGCAAAAUCAUGCCCAUCUAUGGCGACUCGAAUGCCAAGGUCGAGGAUGCGUCCGCCGAUGGUUGGGUGGUGUCGAGUGAGAGUUGUGGCUUCUUAUCGAUUGGGGCGCGGUAUGUACGCGAAGUGGAACCGGGUGAAAUUGUGGAAUUAACGCGUAAUGGCUUUCGCACCAUUGACAUUGUUCGUCUGCCCGAUUACAAGCGCACAGCGUUCUGUAUUUUCGAAUAUGUUUACUUUGCGCGCGGCGAUUCGAUCUUCGAGGGGCAGAUGGUGUAUUCGGUGCGCAUGCAGUGCGGUAGGCAGCUGGCACGCGAGGCGCUUAUCGAUGCUGAUAUAGUAAGCUCAGUGCCGGAAUCGGGUACAGCGGCGGCGCAUGGCUAUGCGAGGGAGUCCGGUCUGCCGUUCGCUGAGGUCCUCUGCAAGAAUCGUUAUGUGGGACGUACUUUCAUUCAACCAUCGACGCGUUUACGUAAACUAGGUGUUGCAAAGAAAUUUGGUGCGCUCUCCGAGAAUGUGGCCGGCAAGCGACUUGUGCUGAUCGACGAUUCAAUCGUACGCGGCAAUACCAUCGGACCGAUAAUCAAGUUGUUGCGUGAUGCUGGUGCCGCAGAAGUGCACAUUCGCAUAGCCAGUCCGCCGCUGCAGUAUCCCUGCUACAUGGGCAUCAAUAUUCCGACGCGUGAGGAGCUAAUCGCCAACAAAUUGAAUGCAGAACAAUUGGCACGCCAUGUAGGCGCUGAUAGUUUGGAAUACUUGAGCGUAGAGGGAUUGGUGAAGGCUGUGGAAAUGAAUAAGAAGGCGUCGAAUCCGCAAAGGAGCGGACAUUGUACAGCCUGCUUGACUGGCGUGUAUCCGGGCGGGUUGCCAGAGGAUUUGAGUUGGUAAAGCGAUCGAUGCAUGGGAGCCGAAAGAGAGCAAGGGACGCAGAAUAAUAUGUCUUUUUAAAUAUAUACAUAUACAUAUGUAGUAUAAGAAAGGUCACAAAUGUAGAAUAGUGUAUACUUUAUUUUUGGAAUUGCUGAAAGAAAGCAGUAAAGAUUCACUAGCUCAUUGCAGGCUUCUGUCUCUCUAUUUUUACGGUCUUUUUGGGCGUUGAAUCUUUCGUUGCAUAUUUCAACAUUUCAAAAUUAUAUUCACCUUAUUUAUUAGACAUGGAGACAUUUCUAUAAUUUGAUAAUACUUCAUUUUGUAUAACUACUAUACUUGAAUGUACAAAAGAAAAGGCUAUUCCAUUUAGUUAUCUAAGCAUUGAUUGCAUAACGGGACAUUCCCGAUUUAAUAAAAUAUUUAUACAAUAUGUGCCUGUGUAAAUAUCGACACUAACAAAUUAAGAACAACCACGCGCAUGGGUUGAAUUGCACUAUUCAUUUUUUGUAUAUUUUAAGCACUUAAAAAUCUCUGUCCAAUAAUAAAAAAA
Messenger RNA from Rhagoletis zephyria (snowberry fruit fly), 2501 nucleotides. Its product is annotated as amidophosphoribosyltransferase-like. Gene Ontology annotation, biological process: purine nucleobase biosynthetic process. NCBI's taxonomy places the organism in Eukaryota, Metazoa, Arthropoda, Insecta, Diptera, Tephritidae. Gene Ontology annotation, molecular function: amidophosphoribosyltransferase activity. The record is from RefSeq and is a predicted model, not a curated record.